Messenger RNA from Scheffersomyces coipomensis, 3929 nucleotides. It is a transcript of the gene ZCF16, whose product is annotated as Zcf16p. The record is from RefSeq and is a predicted model, not a curated record. The transcript has a single exon. Gene Ontology annotation, biological process: positive regulation of transcription by RNA polymerase II. Bases 216 to 3779 code for a protein of 1187 amino acids. NCBI's taxonomy places the organism in Eukaryota, Fungi, Ascomycota, Pichiomycetes, Serinales, Debaryomycetaceae. Gene Ontology annotation, molecular function: zinc ion binding; sequence-specific DNA binding; DNA-binding transcription factor activity, RNA polymerase II-specific.
AAAAAAUCCUGUCAUCCGAAAUAGUUUUUUGUCUGUCUGACUUUAUUUACAGUCAGACAUUUCUAAUUUGUUUGAUUUGAUUGUUGUGAAAUUUUUACAGCCCAAGUUUGAAGUUACCCAAUCAAUCAAUCAAUCAAUCAAUCGAUCCAUCAAGCCACCGAUCAAGCCAUCAAUUGAGCGAUUGAGCUAUCACAGAGAAGGCGGAUCAAUCAAUCAUGAAAACAACAACGGGGAAUAAGAACCAUUUGACGGAUCACCUCCUAUCUCAACAACAACAACAACAACAACAACAACAACAACAACACUUACCACAGUCUCAAUUAGGAUCAUCAUCAAUAUCAAUACAAGAUCAUCUCAAACAUGAACAAGGUGCUAAUGACCUUAAUCUCCUGCUAAGUAGUGAUGAAGAAGAUCAACCAUCUUCAUCAUCCAAUAAAAAACAUAAACAUCAUAAAGAUCAUAAACAAGAUAAAUCAGUAUCCAACUUCAAAUUAAUCUCAACCACUUCAGGGAUUCGUGUAUCUCAAGCUUGUGAUCGAUGUCGAAUAAAGAAAAUCAAAUGUGAUGGUCAAUACCCUUGUCAUAAUUGUAAAAAAGUAAGUUUUGAUUGUAAAACAAGUGAUAAAUUAACUAGAAGAGCAUUUCCCAAAGGUUAUACCGAAAAUUUAGAACGUAAAUUAAAAGAGUUAGAAGAAGAGAAUCGGUUAUUAAAGUUGAAAUAUAGUAUUGAAGGGUCUGGUUCUGGUUCUUCUGCAACUGCUCUUGGUGGAGGUGCUGCGGGUAGUAGUAACACUAGUAUCAAUGCCAAUCUCGAUACUAUAAGUUCAACCCCUGCAUCAUUAUCUUUGGAUAAUACUGUGAUGUCAACUCCCAAUGUAAUAACUUCAAAUAAUAAAGUACUAUUAACUAAUCAAUCUACUCAUCAAACUGUUCAAAUUAAUAAUCCUAUUGAUCAAAUAUUUAAUCUUGAUUCAAAAGGUAUUAUAAUUGGUAAUGAUAAUAUCAAUUUCGAAUCUCAAUUCAAUCAUUUAUUAAUCAACUUAAAUUUACCAUUUUUGAAAAUCACUAAUUCUCAUAAUUUCUUAUUAAAUGAUCCAGAUAGCUAUCUAUAUCAUCCUUCUUAUCAUAUUUAUAAUCAACUUCAUAAUAAAGAUUUGGAUGUCAUUUAUAAUCCUUUGACUGGAAAUCAUUCAUUAUCUUCUCAUGCUUCAAAUCCUUUGGCACCCCCAAACCCUACUGAAAUUGAUCAUUUAUUAGUUAAUAAUCAAUUACCCAUGGAUAUUUAUGAUUUAUUUAUAAAAUUAAUCAAUAACUUUAAAAAAAUCUUUAAUAAUAAAAAGGAAUUAGAUAAUCAAAUCAUUCAAUACUUUUUAAAUUAUAAUAUCUUUAUUCCAAUCUUUGAUUAUAAACAAUUCAUGGAAUAUUAUGAAGCUUUUCAUACCAUGUAUCCAUUUAUUUUCACUUAUGAUGAUUCAACCAUAAAUGGGUUCAAUCUUUCUAGUAAUAAUGAUUAUCAAAUCGUUAAUGAAUAUCUUAUGAUUAUCAUUCAAAUCUAUGCCAUGAUCAUGAUUAAUAACCCCACUAUAAAUUUGAAUUUAUUAUUAAAUCAUACCGAUCCAAAUUAUUCCUUUAAUAAUAGAAAAUCAUCUUCGAAUUCAAGAGAUAAUAAUUCCAUCAUAAAAUCAGUAUAUGAUUUCUUACCAUAUUUUAAUAAUUUCCAUGUAUCUGUGAAUCAAUUACAAACUUAUGAAUUAUUUUUAUAUUAUUCAUUGUUGACUAAUAAUAAAGAAAAAUCUUUAAUUUUAUCAUCUUUAAUCAAUUCAUUUAUUGGUAUAUUAGGAAUCAAUUUAAAUUCAAAGAAUUUAUUCUUUAAUGAUUUAUCAUUAAGUUUACUUCAAAGAAGAAAUAGAGUUAAAAUCUUUUGGGUCUUUAAAGUAUUACUUAAAUGUUUUAACUUAAAAUUUGGGUUCAAACCAAGUUUAAAUACUACCGUUAUAAAUCCUGUCACUAUAGAUCGUUAUUUCCAAUUAACACCAGAAAAAUUAUCUACUUUAUUAGAAGAUGAUAAUAAUGAUAAUAAUUUAUUUACAACAUUAUUAAAGCCCAGUAUUGAAUUUUUAAAUUUAACCAAUAUAAUUAUUCCUUCAUCAUUUUCACCUAAUUAUUAUGAAUAUCUUAAAAAAUCAAAAAAGAAAGAUCAAAAUUCUUCUCAUCCAAAUCCUCAUCGUCAACAUCUCGAUUGGAUUUUAAAAGAAGAUGAUGGUGAAGGGAAUGAUGGGAAUUUAAAUUAUAAUUUUAGUCAAUUUUUAACCAUUGAUAAAAAUUUAUCAAAUUGGAGAAAUUCUUUAAAAUCAAAAUUCUUAAACCUUUUACCUUUACAACAAGAAAUGGGAUUACCAAAUAUUUUAAAUAUAACUUCAAAUGAUUUAUAUCAUGAUUUAAAAGAUUCUUCAAACUUAGGUACAGGUAUCACUCAAGAUGGUUUGAUUAAUUUUUAUUCUACUGGAUUACCUGAUGUUCAUACUGCAUCUCAAUUAAUCAAAAUUCAAUUAAACUUUCAUUAUAGUUUAAUUAGAUCCAUGAAUUAUUUAAAUUUCAUCGUUGAUCGUGAAUUAAAAUAUAUUUACUAUGUCGAAAUCUCAAAGAUUAGUAGAGAAGUAUUGAAUUAUUUCUUACUUAUAUUCGAUCAUAUUAGUAAAGCCAUGGAAGUUAAAGUUGAUCCUAAACCCACCAAUGCUAAUAAUAUAGUGAUGGAAAGUUUAGGAUUAGAUGUUGAUGAAGAUGGAUUUGUCAUUAAUGACUUUUCCGUUAAAAGAAGAAGACAUUCAAAUUCAACAAAUCAAAAUAUAACCAAACGUUUAACGAAGGAGAUUCAUCUUUCACCAUUUAAUUCAAUGUUAAAUGGAUUAUCCAUGACAAUUAUUAAUUUAAAGAAAUCAAUGAUCUUACAAAUGUUAUAUCUUUUAAUCUGUCAAUUGAAAUUCCUUAAACGUAAAGAAAUUGCCUUGAUUGGUGAUACCAUUCAAUUAUUAAAUAGAUCUGUGGAUUUAUUCAUAAAAGUAUUUAUAAAUUAUAAAGUUGGAGUUAAUAAAAAGGACUCUAAAAAGGUCAAGGAGGAUAAAUUAUAUCAAAAGUUGAUGAAUGAUGAAUUAAAAGAUGAAAUUUUAAAAGCACAAGCUAACAAUGAUGAUGAUAGUGAUGAUGACGAUGAUACUGUUCUUGAUUAUUAUAAUCAAAUUGAUUGGGAUGAUGAAGAAAUGGAUGAAGAUUUGAAAUAUUUAAAGAUUUUAAAAUUCAUAAAGUAUAGGAGUAACAGUAUUCUUGAUCAAAUAGUUAGAGUUAAAGAUAAAUCAGUUAAUAUUGAUAAUUCUUCAUCAAACAAACUUGAUCAACAGCAGCAACAACAACAAUUUCACCAUAAACAGGAAAAUACACCAUCGUCCAUUGACUCGAAAUCGACAAAUCAAAGUUCACAUUCUCAAACCGUAAACCCAUCUUCUCACACUAAUCCUAAUGCGGAGAAUCAUCUUAACAAUUUCUAUACUCCAUCAUCUUUCGGUUCAUUCAGUAAAGUACCGUCAUUAUCAAAAUUCGACUUUUUUGAUGCAAGUGGAACAGCUUCGCAUAGUAUACAAAGCUCAUUAACUCCUCAAGAUGAAGAAUUAUCAAAAAAGGAAAAGUUGGUGAUUAAUGAUUUAAUGAGUUUAAGACAUGGAAGUCAAAGUAAAUUAUACCCUCAAAAUAAUCCUAAUUGGAACAAUAGUAAUCCAAACAGUUGAUCUUUUUGGAUGUUUUUAAAGACGGAUUGUCGAACAUUUUCCAUCCUAUUUAUUUAUUUUAAGUAUAUAUAUCUCUAAACUGUGUACUUAUGUAUCAUAUGCAAUUAUUUAUUUAUUUAUUUAUUUAUUUAUUAAUAUAUAUUAAUACAC